CUUACACUCAUCGCCACAUAUCGCUCCGACCCAACAUAGAAUUCUCCCACGCCAUUCUGCCGCUUUAGCUGAGCUCCGGACAAGUACUCUGCCUCCCCCCCAGCUCUUACUCGAAUUACUGUUACAAGGCCAUGGUUCAUAUAUUUUCCGUUUCUUUACUCGUCAUGUUGGCGGGUCUUGCUUCUGCAAGUUCUCCUCCGUCACAAGAAGUUAUGAAUCAGCCGGUACACACAAUGGAGGGUUGGUCAUGGUCCGAUUGUGGCUCCCCAACAGACGCCGUUCAGUUGAAAUCAAUAAGCCUCUCUCCCGACCCACCUAAGCCGGGCCAAGACCUGACAGUCACAGUUGUGGCGACUGCUCAACAACCAAUCGAGGAUGGAGCCUUCGCCGACGUUGUUGUGAAACUUGGGCUGAUCAAACUUCUCUCGAAGACGUUUGAUCUCUGUGAAGAAGCACGCAACGCAAACGCAUCUAUCCAGUGUCCAGUCAAAGAGGGUGAUUACACUGUAGUCGAGACGGUUGCAUUGCCAAAGGAGAUCCCUCAGGCCAAAUUCACUGUUGCUGUGAAAGGUUAUACCGCGGACGAGCUGGAUAUGCUGUGCUUGGAUCUUAAAGUCGAUUUCAUGAGGAAUCCCUUCCCAAGACUAGGGUGGUAGAUUGCAGCUACCUUCAUCUCACAGCGAUAGUCUACUACAAUAUGCUUAAACUGGAUUACGUAUACAGUCGUUUCAGUUUUUAUAAGGACGAUUCACAGAAUUAACGGGUUGGCAUAUGA
This is a messenger RNA of Suillus bovinus, 775 nucleotides long. Its product is annotated as ML domain-containing protein. The transcript has 5 exons. Gene Ontology annotation, biological process: intracellular sterol transport. The record is from RefSeq and is a predicted model, not a curated record. Gene Ontology annotation, molecular function: sterol binding. NCBI's taxonomy places the organism in Eukaryota, Fungi, Basidiomycota, Agaricomycetes, Boletales, Suillaceae. Bases 132 to 656 code for a protein of 174 amino acids.